Messenger RNA from Armigeres subalbatus, 3963 nucleotides. Its product is annotated as centrosomal protein of 162 kDa. The transcript is spliced from 6 exons. NCBI's taxonomy places the organism in Eukaryota, Metazoa, Arthropoda, Insecta, Diptera, Culicidae. Gene Ontology annotation, cellular component: axonemal microtubule; centrosome; centriole. Gene Ontology annotation, biological process: cilium assembly. Bases 225 to 2951 code for a protein of 908 amino acids. The record is from RefSeq and is a predicted model, not a curated record.
CAGUAUCCUGUCAAUGAGGAGACACAAACAAAGCAACGAAAAGGAUAACACGCAUCGUCGUCGUGAAAAGUGGAGAAAAUUUUGCACCCACCAUUCAUUAGUCGCGUUUUCUUUCCAUUCGUCCUCGCAUUUUUUAUCAAAAUUACCUUUUUGUGCAGCAAUUAGCUUGACGCAGUAUUCCAAUGUGUGUAAAGUGUGUACUCUAACGACCAACCGGAAGUGCAAUGUCGCUAAAACAAUCGUACGCCCCGACGAACCCGGAAGUGGGCGGCGUCGGCUCCAGUGGUAUGGAAAAAUUGCUGGAAGCCCAGCAACAGCAGCUGGAUGACAUAACGAGUGAGUCGUCCUUUCUGGAGUUUCUCCGGAACGAGCAGCGCUGCUCGGCUGCUGGUUCCGGCACUAGUGGUCCGAACGGAGUGGACGGUAAUGGUGGGCUGGGCGAGGAAGUGGAUGUGGAAAGUAUUUUCAUGCAAGUGAGUCAAUUGGCUGGGAACGGGGAGGAUGGGAAAAGUGUCGACGAAAUUUUGAGGGAAGCGGAACACUUGAUUCGAAAACAGCAUCCGCUCUUCGGUGGGAACGGGGCGGAUGAUGGUGUCGGGGAGCUUGAUGGGAUACGAAGAGUGCAACGGGCAACCUGUGGACUGCGGGAUAUUUCCUGCGAAUCGACGCCGAUGGAGAUGCGAAGCGGCGUGCUGGAGGAGCUGGAAAUGAUUGCUCGGAGGGAGGAGGAGACAAGGACUUUUGUCAAGCAAAUCUUCCACGACGAGGAUCCUGAACCUCCGUCGAAGGACUUCAUCCGACGGAAAAGUUUCACUAUAAGCUCUGCUGGCGCAGAGCCUGACAGCCAGUGCGGUGUACGUCCCAAUUCCGAUCAAACGUUCAUUGUUUCCGCUCCUACGACCGCUCUGCCCGCGACAGAAAUGCGUAACAGAAGAAACACCGCCGGGAAGACUGUGUCCGCAGGGUCUUCCUCUACGCCAACUAAAUCUGCCUCUACGCCAAAGAAACGAAACAGCAUUUCUCGGCCUGCGUCCGCAAUGCCAACAUCCGCCUCGCAACUUCCUCGCAAAUCCAUCGAGGCAGAUAACAAAGAAAAUCAAUCGCUGCUGACCCAAUCACGGAUCCGAGAUUUGGAGGAAAUCUACAACCUAACGCUGAACGAGGUAUCCAGGGACCGGAAAAGCCCCUCGCCCGCCCCAACGCUGGUCCGCGAAAAAACGUUCUGCGACAAAUCGACCGCUCCGUCACCGACUCGCACCGCGCAGGAUUCGUUUGCCAGCUGGACCAAAGAGCGGGAACUGGAAAGCAGCAUCACCGAGCUGCAGGAGAAACUCAAGGACACCGAGGAGCGCUUCGAGAGCCUGAAGAUCCAGUACGAUACGCUGUCGCAGGUGCAUCGGACACUGCGGGAAAACCACGGCGCAAUACAGGAGGAGAGCGACAAACUGAAGCUGGACGUGCAGCAUUUGACCGAGUGUGCCAAUGUGUUGAGAUCCGAACUGCAAUCGGCAAGAAGUGACCGCGAUGCAGCUCUGGAACUGCAAAAGAUACUACAGUCGGAGUUGGAAGAAUCCCGCCGUGAAAAGAAACGAUAUCAAGAGCUUAACGAGAAAGACACCAAGACUAUUCAGGACCUGCAACGGCAGUGCCGGGAGAUGGAACGGAUACUGAUGAGGAAGCAUCCCGAUUCGGUGUCGGCAUUGAUUGUGGCUAGCAAAAACAGCAACAACAACAAGCCGGCUGAGGACACAUCGCAAACCCGUCGUCUCCUGGAGCAGCGUAUAGCACAGCUGGAAUCAGACGCCAAAGAACAGGAUGCCAAAGCGCAGGGCAUUCUGGCCAACGUGCAGGCUCGCUUCAACUCGGUGCAGUCCAAGUACGAAACUCACAUCGCCGAUCUGGAGAUGCAGGUGCUCAGCCUGCAGGAGAUCAACUCGAAGCUGAACGAGAAAAUAAUCCGACAGAUGGAUGAGCUGUCGAGCAUUGCCAGCCACGCGGCGGCGUCGCUACCGAAGGUUAACGCAAUCGCCACCGCUACCAGCUGCAGCUUCACGCAAACCGAAGAUAUUCCCGAGAAGGAUUGUAUUAAAUCUAGGUCCAUUUCAGUGCAGACCGAUAGCAAGCUGACCGGAACGGGAGGGCCAGGCCGCAACCAUUCGGGAGGGCCAAAGCGAGCUUCGUCAGCCAACGCCGGAGGAAAAAUUCCGAACUCGUUGUCUGACUCACAGAUCCAAAGCCGAGAGGAUGCCCACCUGUUGGCCACCAUCCGCGGAAUGCGUGUGGAUCUGGCUAUCAAGGAGAAAGCCGUUCAGCGAUUAACCAGAGAAGUGGAAGACUGUAAGAAGACUAUCAAGAAGCUACAAAAAGAACGCGAUAACUACCUGAAGUCGGAGGGACGAUCUGGUACCUUCUCAACAAACCCUUCCACCGCAAAAGGUAAGACCUAUGAUCCGGCGCACUAUGCAGAUGGAGUCGCAUCCGACACCAAUGCUUUGAAGGAUGCCCAGCUUAAAAUUAAAUUGCUUGAAGCGGACUACAAGACGUUGCAUGACAAAAGGCUACAGGACCUCAAAACCCUUCAAGCGGCUCACGAACGAGAACUAGCAGCAUGCCACGAAACAGUUCGGAUUCUGCAGCAGCGUCUGUCGGAACGGGAGGAAACUCUACACACCAAGGAGAAGCGCAGGCCCAACCACAACAUUGACUACUACGCUCUGAAGGCAAAGGUCACGUCGCUGGAACGCCGCCACAGCGAGCGGGAACAGCGCCUGCACAUGCUGGUGGAAGCCCUCAGCAAGGGAGGUAAGUUGAAUGGGGUUCACAUUCGUGCUUUGGCUGCGGCGGCCGCGGCCACCGGCGGCAAUCCGUCCGCCAUCGGCGACGAGGAAAACCACAACCUGGUGAAUCCGCAGCCUCAGCAGCACCAAAAUGCCACCGUCGGUGGGAACUAGAGAUUCAGGUGAGACGGACGGAUGAUUUUUGUACGUUUUAGAUUUUAGAACAGCGGAUGAAUAUCCAAUUAACAACACACAAUAGGCAAUUGUUGGGUUCCUGUCUAACUGUCACCAGUACUCGUAGAUCUCAAAGAAACCAAAUUCUUAGGAUUGUUCUUAGGUAUUUCCACCAUAGCUAACCGAUACCGUAGAUACCGAUGAUAUAAUCUACUUUAGUGUUUUAUGCAUUGAAUAAUUGAAUGAAAUUCUAUUUGAACUUACUCUAUACGAAAUAGUACCAUACACAGCAGCAUUCCAAUUAUUGACAGGAUUUAUCUGGCAUUAAUUUCAUCUCAUCAUCAAAUAGUUAGAAAGUUCUUAAUCGUUGGUUUCAUUUCAUUUACCUGUUGUGAGUAAUCAUUCCAAAGCGAUCCAUAAAGACUGCAGAACGUCAAUGAAAAUUAGAAGAAACAAGUUGGGAAUAAAAUUCCCGCCAAAAAUUACAACUCAAUCCGGCACUUUAAUAUAGAUUGAUGUCAACAGUUGAAAAAUGGGUUGAAUCAGAAGGUAAGAUAAUGUGUCUAUUAGAAAGGCAAAGAUGUUAGUGAUCUUAAGGGAUAAUACUAAGUUUCGAAUUUACAACAUCAUACGUCCAUUCAAUUCGUUAGCUUGUAGGAAUAUAGUCGUUUAGGAAUUAGCAUUACGUGACCAUUUUGGUUGAGUCCGCUUGGUCAGCAAGGAAAGCAAUCCGUUCCGUACUAUCGUAGAUAUGAUCAGUGUUAGUCGUUUUAGUUUUACGUUCAGUUUACCACUGUUUAUUAGCAUGUACGAUUCGAAUAAAAAUGAGACAAUAGUUUUAAAUUUUUAGAAAAAAUAACUAUCUGGUUUGCAGCUUUUUGAAAGGUUCAUUUGAAACUUUUGAAAAUGAUUAUCACUUUUGGCAGGUAAUGGGAGGAAUCCAUUCCGUGGUAAUAGUUUUGAGGAAAAGACCAUUUUUAUCGAAUAAAGUAUUGAUUCAGAAGAAAAAAAA